Messenger RNA from Frieseomelitta varia, 324 nucleotides. RefSeq lists its product as uncharacterized. Lineage: Eukaryota; Metazoa; Arthropoda; Insecta; Hymenoptera; Apidae. The transcript has 4 exons. The record is from RefSeq and is a predicted model, not a curated record. Bases 16 to 324 code for a protein of 102 amino acids.
AAUAUAAGCAGUAAUAUGUUUCAGAGAAACAAAAGACGCACAACUACUCUAUUUGAUAUUUCUUAUUACAAAGCAUUUAAAAAAUAUUUAUUAUUCUUGGGACAGUUUCCAACUCAAUCACGAUGGAGCAGCAAAUUGAAUGUAACCGUAAUAACAGGAACUUUAUUGACAUUCUAUUGUCCAGCGUUUGAAAAGAUGUUCGAUAUUGUAAAGGAAGACUGGAAAUUGUUAAAUAAUAGAAAUCAAGCGUGCAUUCUUGAGGAAAUUACUAAGCAAGGAAAUAAAAUUGGCGAAGUAUACAGAGGUAAACUAUUAUAUUGCUGA